AUGCAGUCCAUGGGAACGAGACAACCACUUCUUGAGUUGCCGAUCAGAGUGCUGAGCCACAACAUACGGUAUGCCACAAGCCGACCGUUCAAAGGCGAGGAAGUGUGGUCUGUUCGGGCGCCGCGUUUGAUCGCUGAGCUGCGUUUCAACACCCUCUACAACAUGGAAUCGUUCAUCUGCUUACAGGAAGUGUUGCACAACCAGCUGACGGACAUUUUGUCGCACCUAAACAACGAUCCACGCGAUUCCUGGGACUAUUAUGGAGUGGGACGAGACAAUGGAAAAGAAGCCGGGGAGUACUCCCCGAUCAUGUACAGGCCAAAAGUCUGGAAACUGUUGAAGGGCAAAACGAUCUGGCUUAGCGAAACACCCGGCCAACCAUCCAAAGGCUGGGACGCAGCAUCCGUCCGAAUCCUCACAGUGACGCAGUUUGAACACAUUCAGUCUAAAACGCGCGUAGCUGUGCUGAAUACCCAUCUCGACGACCAGGGAACGCAAUCACGAUUGGAAAGCGCUAAGAUGAUUGCCGAGGAGGUCAAGACGCUCACUCCAUUGCCAGUGGUUCUGGCUGGCGACUUUAACAGCGAGCCGGGCCAGGAGGCACACUUGACCCUGUGUAGAGAGGACUCUCCUGUCUUCGACCUGCUUGACGAGACGAGCGCUAGCACUGUGUACGGACAUCAGAAUACGUACACCGGGUUCGGGUACGAGGGGGAGCCCAAGAAGCGAAUUGACUUCUUGUUUCUUAGCAAAGGUGGGAAGUGGGGAGUGAGAGGGUACUCUGUGCUGGAGAGUCGCUUCGAAGAUGGAGUCUACAAUAGCGACCACAGGGCUGUUGUUGGAGAUAUAGUGCUUAAACCCUCUUCUGCGGCUCCAUGA
This is a messenger RNA of Verruconis gallopava, 879 nucleotides long. RefSeq lists its product as uncharacterized. The record is from RefSeq and is a predicted model, not a curated record. NCBI's taxonomy places the organism in Eukaryota, Fungi, Ascomycota, Dothideomycetes, Venturiales, Sympoventuriaceae. Gene Ontology annotation, molecular function: 3'-5'-RNA exonuclease activity. Bases 1 to 879 code for a protein of 292 amino acids. The transcript has a single exon.